CCCGAGAGCUCCGUGCCGAGGAGCAGACUCCCCGCUCGGCCAGACAGCGUGUACUGCUCCGGUAGUCAUCGAGGAGCGACCGCGCCUAUGUGUGUGUGUAUAUGUGUAGAGACUGACGGGAAGCUGGACGAGAACAAGCAACAUAAACAAGGUUUUCCCCGAAUGUCGUGGCAUUUACAGUGCCAUGGACAGCAAAAGUAAUUACACACCCUGCAGAGCUAACACAGGCGCAUCUCCUGAACUGCAGAGCAGAAAAUGACUCAGAGAAAUGGAAUCAGAGGGACGAGUGAUCGCUGCCUCCAAUCUGAGGCCUCUGGGGACCGGGAGCCGGCAGGGGCCGGUAUGGAGAAAGUCCACGAGAUCAACGACGGUAUGGAGAAAGUCCACGAGGUCAACGACAAUAUGGAGAAAGUCCACGAGGUCAAUGACGGUAUGGAGAAAGUCCACGAGGUCAAUGACGGUAUGGAGAAAGUCCACGAGGUCAAUGACGGUAUGGAGAAAGUCCACGAGGCCAACGACGGUGAAUCUGAGGAGGGUGCUCAGGGAAAUGAAUGCAGAGACUCCGCGCCUGUAAAGGGAGAAGUCACAGCUCCAGAUGGCGGUUGGGGCUGGGUGGUGCUGGCCGCCACCAUCAUAGUCCUGGCUCUGACCCUGGCGUUCCCCUCCUGUGUGGGAAUCUUCUACACCGACCUGCAGAAUGAGUUCCACGCCUCCAACAGCGAGACCUCCUGGGUGCCGUCCAUCAUGACGUCAGUGCUUCACGCAGGAGGUCCCUUAUGUAGCGUGCUGGUGGAGAAACUUGGUUGCCGAGCGACGGUCAUGUUGGGCGGCGUCCUGAGUGGGCUGGGAAUGGCUGCCAGUUCAUUUACCCAGUCCAUCACACAGCUCUACAUCACGGCCGGGGUUAUCACAGGACUUGGUUUCUGCUUCAGCUUCCAGCCAGCGGUGACGAUCCUCGGGCACUACUUUGUGCGUCGCCGUGCGUUCGCCAACGCGAUGUCGUCUACGGGCACAGCGCUGGGACUGUGCUUUCUGCCUUUCCUGGGUGACUACCUCCACACAGAGCUGGGCUGGAGGGGAAGUUUCCUUGUUUUGGGGGCCAUCCUGCUGAACUGCUGCGUGUGCGGAGCAGUGAUGAGGCCCCUGCAGCCCCCCAAGCAUCGCGGCCAGCCGCUCAUGAACCACGGACCCCCUCCGCCCGAGGAGGAAACUGAGAGGACGGAGAAAGGGAGGAUGAGAAGGAUAUGGAGCUCUUUGGGGGCUUCUCUGAGCAAACACAUGGCCUUUGAUCAGCUCUGCCACAACACACGUUACUGUGUGUACGCCAUAGGCAUCACCUGGAUGAUGCUUGGGUUCGUGGUGCCUUUAAUUUACCUGGUUCCCUACGCCACAGCUAACGACAUGGAGCAGAGCCGGGCCGCGCUGCUGCUCGGCAUCCUGGGUAUGGUUAACAUCGUGGUGCGGCCGCCCUUCGGCAUCCUCUUCAGCAUGUCAUGGUUCAAAGGGCGUCACAUUUACGUAUUUUCCGCUGCUCUGCUGGUCAACGGGCUCAGUAACAGCAUCUGCUGCAUCGGGCCCAGCUUCCCCGUGCUGCUGGCUUAUGUGGCGGUCUACGGGCUGUCCAUGAGCGUGGUGGGCUCGCUGAUGUUCACUGUCCUCAUGGAGAUAGUGGAGAUGAGCCGCUUCCCCUCAGCUCUAGGUCUGCUCGCCAUCAUGGAGAGCGUCACGCUGCUCAUCGGACCUCCGCUGGCAGGAGUCCUGAUCGACAGAACAGGCCAGUACUUCCACGUCUUCUUUGCCUGCAGUGCCGUCGUUGCCUCCUCCGCUGUGUUCCUCAUGGUGUCAUUUUGCUGGCUGGAUAAAAGGGACAGCGAGUUAUCCAAGCAGGGUCAGCCCCCCGCUCGACCUGAACCAGCUGUUGACUUGGCUCCUGGCUGUCAGUACAUCAGCGUUCCCACAGAGGGAGACAAAGACAAGGCCUCGUCUAACGGGGCAGAGUACAGUGUAUGACCGGCCUCUGAGCCAGCUCUCACCGUGUGGCACUUUCAACACACAGCACACUCCGGCUCAGACAGCUUUUGCGGAUUAUUUCCCCAUGUUUGGAUCGGCUUGUUCGGUGCGCCAGAUGUUGCCAAGUUUCUGCCAUCUGGUGCGCCAUUAAGGUCCAAACAAACAUGAAUAAUCUUGCACAGUUUAUCCAAAGUUAGACACUUGAUCCUGCUUACCAAAAUGAAGAGAUGUGCACUUAGUAUCACAAAAUGCUGCUGAUCUUAUCUACGUGAUCACACAAGCUAUCCUGUAUCGUCUCUGUCGGGGCAGGAACCUUGUAUCUCCGUGUUCCGUCAUUUAAAUCUGUUUUCAUAAAUCGGUGCUAUUGGUCACCCUUUACAUAUUUUACAAAUAUUUCAACAGUGACGAGGCGAUUUUGUCUGACUUCGUCUGAGGUAAAUGGCUCAACAAAACAAUUUUAAAAUGAGCUUUUUUUAAUUUCCUGAAAAAGAACGGCUUUGGACAUACAAGGUUUUCACCCAACAGAGACAAUAUGAGGUAUCUCACUUCAUCAAGCCAUCAAUCAAUCAAUGUAUUUGUCAUGUGAAAUCAUAUGAAAUAGGAUUCCAGUGAAAUGUAAUCCUGUCAGUUGCUUCAAUUUAUGCGUUUAAACAGUCAAAAUGUU
Molecule: messenger RNA, 2674 nt
Organism: Perca flavescens (yellow perch)
Lineage: Eukaryota; Metazoa; Chordata; Actinopteri; Perciformes; Percidae
Product: monocarboxylate transporter 6
Exons: 5
Coding region: 256-2010 (584 amino acids)
Biological process (GO): monocarboxylic acid transport; transmembrane transport
Cellular component (GO): basolateral plasma membrane
Molecular function (GO): monocarboxylic acid transmembrane transporter activity
Source: RefSeq, a predicted model, not a curated record